Messenger RNA from Aspergillus mulundensis, 1503 nucleotides. RefSeq lists its product as uncharacterized. The coding region runs from base 1 to 1503 and encodes 500 amino acids. The record is from RefSeq and is a predicted model, not a curated record. NCBI's taxonomy places the organism in Eukaryota, Fungi, Ascomycota, Eurotiomycetes, Eurotiales, Aspergillaceae. The transcript has 4 exons.
AUGUCUUCCUACCCCGUCUCCCAAGAGGAGAAGGACAAAGACCGUUCUUCCAAAUGGCAGAUCAUCAAUGAAGAAUACGAGUUCUAUCCCAGCAACACGUCCAACAACGACAUCUACAUGGGCCAGCUGGGCGACCACAUCGUGAGCGCCUUCUCCACCAUGGCGUUUGCCCUGCCAGGGCCGAUCGGCGCCCUGGCUUCGGCGGGCAUCUCGCUUGGCUGGUGGCUCGUUCGCACAGACACACAGUCGCACCUCCAGGACACGACAUACAAGCUUCUGGCCGAUAAUAUCAAGAAGCAAGGUCUCGCACAGGAGGUCAUGGACAUGAACCUGACGCUGAAGGAGACCAUCUCGUGGCUGAAGGAUCGUGAGGCCGAUUUCAAGACCCCGCGGCCGGAGUUGAAGGAUCUGAUGCAGACCGACUACCUAGCCUGGCUAGUCAAGCAGUCCCAGCCAGACGGAGUCCUCGUCAGCAUCCUAGACAAACUCCUCUCCCGCUGGACCGGCUGGUACGACCACGACAUCGAAACAACCAUCAGCCUCGCAAUCACCUGCUUCUUCCUAUGCUUCAACCGCCGAUGCUGGAUCUACGCCAACUUCGCGCGGCAAGCCCACACCGAGAUCGCCGAAGCGACCGUCGUAACCCCGGAGCUGAUCGCCCAAUACAACCGGCACAUCGCCGAGCUCCGCGCAACAGCACACAUGAUGCGCCUCGAAAUCGACCGCCGCACCAAAGAAAUCAGCGACAAAAUCACCACCAUGAAAGCCGCGCGCAAAACCUCCAUCGGCCCCCUGCACCAGGUAAGCGGCGAGACACAAACGGUGGGCUACUUCAUCGACGAGCUGGACUUCGAGCCGUCGGCGCUGAGCAUGGUGGAGCCCGUGUUCACGCGGCACUGGUGCGUGCGCGACAACACGGCGCAGAAGACGGUGAAGUUCGUGGAGGAGGCGCGCCUGCCCACGGGGCAGUUCCUGCUGUGGUCGACGAACUAUGCGUGGCAGGAUAAGCGCGGACGGGGGGAGCAGCUGCAUCGCGAGUACCUGGACCGCCUGCAGCGGCAUGUCGAUCGGCAUUUCGUCCAGGCGCCGAAGAUCCUGGCGGUUUGUGCGAGGUAUCUUGCUGAUGCGGAGAAGUUGAUGAAGCCUGCGGAGGAUCUGGGCGCGCCGCGCAUUUUGAAUCUCGCUCCAUCGACUACGACUCCGUCCAACACGCAGGUUGCGUAUCGCGUGGUCAUCGAGCAGCAGGAGGGAGGCCAAGCCAUGGUUAAGACACCCUGGACCGAAUGGACCGAUACCGCUGGCUUCGACGGGCAGCCGAAAUUGCUCAUUGGCAAUGGGGCUGCGCCUGCGGACGCAAGAUGCCACGUCUACCGGUUGGAGAGGAAGACGGGCGAUGAUAGUGUCCGGCUUGCGGACGAGAUUGCCGGGGAGCUCGUCGAGACGGUGCAGUGUUUGGGGCUGCGGAUUUGGUCGGAUAAGAAGGCGCCGUUGGCUAAAUUGUAG